Molecule: messenger RNA, 477 nt
Organism: Aspergillus costaricaensis CBS 115574
Lineage: Eukaryota; Fungi; Ascomycota; Eurotiomycetes; Eurotiales; Aspergillaceae
Exons: 2
Coding region: 1-477 (158 amino acids)
Source: RefSeq, a predicted model, not a curated record
AUGGCUCCAUGGAUGGCGGAGCAUCUGCUUUGUGUCAUCAAUGCUAAACGCCAGACUCACGUGGGAAGAUGCAAACUCGCUAUGCCUUCCGGUAUGGUUGAUCUGUUGGGCUGCGCUACCCAAUAUGACGGUUGCAAACCUACUGCAGAUAGCUUUGCUUGCACGUUGCACUGGAUGAAGCAUACAGACAGUUCAUUUUCUGCCCCUCUCCAGGAACCGAAGCCGGACUUGACGACAAAGGACUGGGACGAAGAUCCACAAAGGAUUACUCCAAUCAAUCGGGUUCUCUAUUCGCGAUUGACGGGUCCUAAAAAGCAGAAGGCGACCAUGAUUGUUCGCACAUAUCCGGAUAUCAUCGAAUCACCUCUUGUCAGUGGACAAGCUGCUAGUGUGGAAUGCAGUGUGAAUUUACUCUUCAUUUACCUCGCCUCAGACGUGAAGAGAAGUUUGAAGGGCUUUCAGUUUCAUCUCCCAUAA